Messenger RNA from Daphnia magna, 1860 nucleotides. RefSeq lists its product as uncharacterized. Gene Ontology annotation, molecular function: peptidyl-prolyl cis-trans isomerase activity. Gene Ontology annotation, biological process: protein peptidyl-prolyl isomerization. The transcript has 4 exons. NCBI's taxonomy places the organism in Eukaryota, Metazoa, Arthropoda, Branchiopoda, Diplostraca, Daphniidae. The record is from RefSeq and is a predicted model, not a curated record. The coding region runs from base 160 to 1608 and encodes 482 amino acids.
CAGUGCCCUAGCAGAUCGAAAAUGAUCGAAUCCAACAAGUAGUUAAGUAGAAUGAUAAGAUCAAAAUGAUUAGAAAAAGAUAACAGCAAUAGGACUUUCUCCGUUGUAAUAAAAUCAUUGCUUUCGAGGACGGUCCGCGUCUCUCGCAAUUUUCCUCAAAUGGCUUGCAAAUCAAGUAGUGAUGAAGAAGAAAAAGAUUUUUUGGUAUGCGGCAUAUGCAUGGAGUACUAUGAUACUGACGAUCGCACACCAAAAAUACUAGAAUGUUUUCAUUCGUGUUGUGUCACAUGUUUAAAGUUGCAAGCUGUAACCUCACUUGUUACAUGCCCAUAUUGCCGUAAUGUGACUAAAAUAAAAAACGGAGUGGAUAAUAUGACAAGUAACUUUUACAUUAUGCCCAAAAUUCAAAAAAUGGUGGCUAAAAGGAAAACAAUUGAACACAUGAUAGCAAACACAAAAAAUAAUUGGGCUGAAUCAAUUGCCAAGCGUCGUGAUGUACAGUCAAAGCUGAAAAUGGUUCAGGAUGCUUUGAAACUCAUAGAGAAUACCAUUUCCCAAAAGGCAGAAGAUAAUAAUGAAAAGAUUGCAAUAUUGCAGUCUCUGUUAGAAGAUCCAUUUUCCAAACAGGACAUGGAGGAACUCCUAGCUUCAUAUUCCAAGUGUGAGGCUGAUCAUAAAUAUUCUAAAGAAGAACUUGAUGCAGCUGAAAGCCUUGGAAAAAGCUUAUCCGACAUCGAGAAUUUUAUGUGCUGCUUAACAUUGAAAAAGAAGAAUGAUGGGGCUAACUACAAUGUUAAAGCUUUGGAGAAAAAGAUUCUAGCUUUCAAUAACAAAUCUCCUCACGGGCCUCGUAUUGGCUCAUACCAUUCGGUUUUGACUUUUAUACUGUUCCAAAUGAGGGAAGAAAAGCUCUGGGAAGAAGCAACUCAGAAUGGGGAAAGAGAUCAAGCAUGUGAAGUGGAACCAACGAACGGGAAACCUAGCAAGCAGCAUGCACCCAUCAAACAGUCACAUCCGAGUUUGGCCGGGGAUUCGUCUGACGAUGAUUGGUCAACCACUGAAACGGAAUCAUCUUCCGGGCAAAAACACAACAUGUGCUAUAUGCAGUUUAAAAUCAACAAUGUUAUCCAGCCAAAAGUAGUUUUCCGACUCAACUUUGAUGAGGCUCCCAUGAUGAGUAGGCGCUUCAUGGAUUACUGCAAGGGUAGCACAGGGUUGUCUUACAAAUCCUGUUCCGUAUUUAUGAAUAAAGACGGGGAAUCCUUUACUGCCGGAAAGUACGAAGAUUUGGAAAUUGUGUUGGACGAUGGAGGAUGUGCCAGUUCGUUUCUUUAUGGAUGGUGUGAUGGGAAAUCUCAGCGUUUCAUAGCCGAUCAUUCUACAUUAGACGAGGUUAAAGGUGCACUGCGUAUGCGUCAUCGCGGAAGAAGCCUAGAAGGGGUAUACGUCUGCUCAGAGUUCUCCGUUAUCUGCCGUGACCAUCCCAACAACAACCAGAUGACCACAGUCUUUGGCUACGUCCACAGAGGCAUCGAGAUAUGCCAGAAUAUAAGUCGUCUUAACCUUAAUCAAAACGAUGUCGUCAUUCACUCUUGUGGAGUUGAAUAGAUCUGAGUAGACAUGACCCAUAACAAACUAAUAUUUUCAUGCAUAUCCCUUGCAUUCAACCGUAGUCAAUAGCUAGACGACCAUAUCACCGAUGAUGAUACAAGAUACUUCCCAUAAUAAGACGGGAUAUCUACAAUGAUUUGGGGAAUAUGUAGGGUCGUCAAUAGAGAGACAACAUUACCCAAGUGUUAAACUUGUACUGGUUAUUGAAAAAAAAAACUGACUCUUGUAAUAAUACACAGUUAGCCAUCA